Ictalurus furcatus (blue catfish) is the source of this 6811-nucleotide messenger RNA. RefSeq names its product rho GTPase-activating protein 21. The coding region runs from base 604 to 6174 and encodes 1856 amino acids. The transcript is spliced from 25 exons. Gene Ontology annotation, biological process: signal transduction. The record is from RefSeq and is a predicted model, not a curated record. Gene Ontology annotation, molecular function: protein binding; phospholipid binding. NCBI's taxonomy places the organism in Eukaryota, Metazoa, Chordata, Actinopteri, Siluriformes, Ictaluridae.
UGUGUGUGUGUGUGUGUGUGUGUGUGUGUGAGUGAGAGAGAGAGUGAGCGCGCGCGCGCGCGGAGACUCCGGGAGCGCACAGAUCAGAGCUCAGACUCAUCCAGCCCCGCUCUCUGCUUUUCUUUACACGUUGGAGCAAGUGUCCGCGGCUUUUGUGGGGCUUCUCGGUGCGGGGAGGAUGCACGCAAGCGCGCGCGUUAACGGAAUAACACGAUCACCGUAACCGUCUCCAGAUUUGAUUGGAUUUGAAGCGAUGACGGAUUCUUUUUGCGCGCAGUUUAUAUUGUCGGAGGAAAUCUAAAAUAAAACGCGCGCCUCUCUCUCUCUCUCUCUCUCUCUCUCUCUCUCUCUCUCUGUGUGUGUGUGUGUGUGUGUGUGUGUGUGUGUGGUAAAGUGGAUCAUGCGCUUCACUCCGACGUCUGUGUGUUUCUGCGCGUUUUCUAACAGAUCGGAGCGAUCAGUGAACAUGAAAAGAGCAGACGGUGUGGAUUAGACCUUUUUAUAUUCCCCGAGGGUUUUUUUAUUUUUUAUUUUUGGACGUCCUCCUUCUCCUUUCUCUCUCCAUGUGGGAUAUAACGGAGCUUCUCCUCGGUCUGGAAUGAAAUGAUGGCGACGCGUCGGGGUGAUGACGGGGUGCGCGCAGCCGCAUCGCCAGCGUCUGAGUGUAAGAAGGAUGGCCAUGAUCCGAGUGAGCUGUCCCCCGUGUCCCCCAUGUCCCCCAUGUCCCCCGCACCCAUGGACCAGCUCUUCUCCUGGCCUGGACCUAAAACCCUGCACCUGCACCGAACCUCACAGGGCUUCGGCUUCACGCUGCGCCACUUCAUCGUCUACCCACCCGAGUCCGCCGUACACUCCACGUUUAAGGAUGAAGACAAUGGAAGUCGAGGGAGACCGCGGUGUCGUCUUGAGCCAAUGGACACUAUCUUUGUGAAGCAGGUGAAGGAGGGAGGCUCCGCCCACCAAGCUGGACUCUGCACAGGUGAUCGUAUAGUGAAGGUGAACGGUGAGAGCAUCAUCGGCAAAACAUAUUCACAAGUCAUCGCUCUCAUACAGGACAGUGACGUGUCUCUGGAGCUCUGUGUGAUGCCUAAAGAUGAAGACAUUUUGCAGUUGGCCUAUUCCAAAGAUGCAUAUCUGAAAGGGAACGAAGCGUAUAGUGGAAAUGCGCAGAACAUCCCAGAACCUCCAUCUAUCUGCUACACGCGGAUAGAGCCUAAAACGUCAGGGAUGACGCACACCGAUGAGCCUUCUGCUCCCUCAGGAGCUCAUGGAGUGUUAUCCCCGGGGGCAGAGCCAAGCUCUGAUGUGGGCCAUUGUGUGGAAGUCCAUAUGACACAAUUGUCUCCGUCUCCUCCUGGCUCGCAGGUCUCCAGACUCCAGACUGCUGCUUGUGUGUAUGAUGAAAGCGUGCGUGUGGCAGGAGUGGAGGUUUCCAAUUCCCUGGAAUGUUCUCCUCGCCCUUACGGCUCAAACACUAACCACAGGUUGCAGGAGACAAAAAACACACCGCUUUGUACCUCGUCCCUUGAAAACCUCUCCUCGGUCCGUCCGAGAUCCCAAACCACACCUUGUUCUUCUUUCGCUAGAGGGACAAAGUUGCACUACACACCACAAGGACCGUCAGAAUCACCGGGAUUCUCCACACACAUUCCUAUACACACUCCUUUUCACCCUGACUCCACAUCUACUCCAUCCAGUAGACAUGCCAUGAGCCCAUUCACGCCCUCUCCUCCAGCUAUUGCGUCAUCUCCCUGCUCCCCAAUGCAUCAGAACAUCGACUGGAGGAAUUACACCACCUACAAGGAGUACAUUGACAACAAGCGCCUCUAUACCUAUGGCAGCAGGACCAUCCAGGAAAGACUGGACAGCCUGCGGGCAGCAAGCCAAGCUAAUAAAGCAAACGCAAGUACAGAGGGCAUGAAUUUAUCCCAGCCAAGGCAGAGGAGCACCUGUCACGAGAGAGGUCCUGCAAAUUCUGGGGUCCAGUCUCUUUGCAGUGUGUCUCAGGAAAGACUGGAAGUAAAGGAACGAGCAACGUCAAGGGAUUGGCAUCGAAGCGCUUCACAAGAUGCGCUCCCUUCAUCCACAAAGAGCACAUACAAACCACGGGCAAGAUCUUGCGACUACCUGGGCAGACAGGCUGAGAGCAGGGUCUCACUGAUGGACAGAAGGGUUUAUGGAAGGACAGAGACGGAGGAGAAGGCACGGAUUUGCACUGAAGAGGAGACCAGAGGCUGCAGGCAGUCACUCUCCUUAGGCAAAGUGGCACAGACUCAAAGGACCUAUGGCAGUUUCCCAGGACUAAAUGCUAAAAUUAAAGGUACAGAUCCAAUUCUGAGCUCCAGAGUGCAGAGUCUGGAUAAUACUGCUGCUUCGAAGGCACAGCUCCGCUUUCAGACAUCUGUUUUGGAUGACUCCUACGUAGCCAAGGCUCUCGCUUCCUUAAACAUGGGUCUCACCACAGCCUCAGCGACCACGAAAAACCAAAGAACUGGCCUUGUGCCCAAUCACACGUCUCCCGGACGGCAAACCAAGAGCCAUCAGGAGCCCGUUGGUUCCGUUCCUUGCCCUGACUACUCCAAAGAUAGUAGCAGGACACAGCAGGAUGGGUCUUCAGUAGCCACUAAUGGCUUAGUUGCGGGAGGUCUCGAAGGCGCAGAGGCCACAGUCGUGGUGGUGAAGAGGGAGAAAACAAAAAAGUCAGGUCCUUUACCUCUCAGACACCCGUCCUAUAUCCAGGCUGUGAACGAUGGAGCAGGUAGAGUGGAGAAACUCGCGAAAACGCAAAAGUGCUGGAGGUCCAACGAUGCUGUUCAAGAUGGGUACAGACAGCGGCUUGGAGAGGAAUACAAACCCUUAGGAUCUGGCCGACUGCACGAGUCUCUCGACUCCAUCCCCUUCAUUGACGAGCCGUCCAGCCCCAGUGCUGACCUUGAUGACACACAGUUCCGUGUUUGCACCGUCGUCUCCGCUGUUCCGCCAAGCCCCGCCUCCUCUUCCGCCAUCCUUCACCGCCAGUUCUCUCACGAUCAAGACUCGUUGCGGUUCACAGUUCUGGAUUCAGAAUCCGGCACUAAAACCGAGCGCUCCAAGUCCUACGACGAGGGACUGGACAACUACAGGGAAGAAGGACGAGGGAAACUGAUAAAGCACAUCGGUCUGAGUGGACUUAGGAAGGCUGUGGAUCGGUCCUCAGAAGAUUCUGGCUCCAGGAGAAACUCUUUGUCGGAUGUCUUUGUUAACGCUACUAAGGAGGGAGUCCUGCACUUCCGCCAGUUCAGCUCGGACAAGGGCAAGCGUGUAGGCGGCGGCAUGCGGACGUGGAAGCAGAUGUACGCCGUGCUCCGUGGCCACUCCCUCUAUCUGUACAAGGACAAGAAGGAGGGGCAGACACCAAACUCGCACACAGAGGAGGAACCUGUGUCCAUCAGCAUUAAGUCCUGCCUGAUCGACAUCUCCUACAGCGACACGAAGAGGAAGAACGCCCUGAGACUGACCACGUCGGACUGUGAGUACCUGUUCCAGGCCGAGGACAGAGAGGACAUGCUGGCCUGGAUACGAGCAAUUCAGGAGAACAGCAACCUGGACGAGGAGAACGCACUGAUUACAAGCACAGACCUCAUCAAUCGCAAGAUCAAGGAGUACAACACUCUGAUGAGUCCACCCAGCAAUAAGACCGAGUCGUCCCCAAGGUCCUCUCGUCAGUCUCUGAGUAUCAGACACACUCUGCUGGGGGGGAAUAAAACCCCGAGCCCUCACUCACCCCACAAGGAGCAGGAGAGGAGAAUCACACACAGAGAUGAAGCGAGCCCACCGAAGGAUAAGGGACUGCGGAGGAAAGGGAUCCCGGGACUGAUGAGGAAGCCGUUUGAGAAGAAAGUCACUCCUGGAGUGACGUUCGGCGCGAGACUGGACGACUGUCCUCCUGCUCAUACCAACAGAUUUGUACCCCUGAUCGUAGAGGUGUGCUGUAAGCUCGUAGAGGAGAGGGGUCUGGAGUACACGGGGAUUUACCGAGUGCCGGGGAACAAUGCUGCCAUCUCCAGCAUGCAGGAGGAACUGAACAGAGGCGUGGGAGAGAUCGACGUUCAGGAGGACAAAUGGAAGGACCUCAAUGUGAUCAGCAGUUUAUUAAAAUCGUUCUUCCGGAAGCUUCCUGAUCCUCUCUUCACCAACGAGAAAUAUGGAGACUUCAUUGAUGCGAACAGAACAGAGGAUCCAGUGGAGAGGCUAAAAGUACUGAAGAGGCUGCUUCACGAGUUGCCGGAUCAUCACUACGAGACGCUGAAGUUCCUCUCAGCUCACCUGAAAACUGUGGCUGAAAACUCUGAGAAGAACAAGAUGGAGCCACGGAACCUGGCCAUCGUGUUCGGUCCCACGCUGGUGCGGACGUCUGAAGACAACAUGACACACAUGGUCACACACAUGCCUGAUCAGUACAAGAUUGUGGAGACACUCAUUCAACAUUACGACUGGUUCUUCACUGACGAGGGAGAAGAGGAACCGGAGACGGUGGUCCAGACAGAGGGUGCAGUGGAGACGCAGCCCAUUCCCAACAUUGACCACUUGCUCACCAACAUCGGCCGCACCGGCGUCUCUCCGGGAGAAGUGUCAGAUUCACCCACUAGUGAUUCGGCCAAAUCGAAGGGUUCAUGGGGGUCGGGGAAGGACCAGUACAGCCGCGAACUGGUCUCCUCCAUCUUUGCUGCAGCUAACCGCAAACGCAAGAAGCCCAAAGAGAAGCUGCAUGCUAGCAGCUCCGAUGAUGACCUGGAUGCUGUUUUUAUCGAGAGUGAGCUGCAGAACCCGAAACAGAUAGAGCCGGAUUUAUCAGGAGACUCACAUGAUGGGAAUGAACCUGAAAAAACACCCAAGGGGCGCAAAGAGCACAGGAACUCCUUCUUCUUGAAGAAACCGUCUCCCUCUAAGAUCUCUGAAUCCCAAAAAUACUCUACACUGCCCAGUCUCCGCCUCCGAAAUCCAGCCCCUUCCAAAAGCUCCACAUCCGAAUCACCUUCUCAGGUGGAAGACCUUGGCGCCACGAACCCAGGAACAUGCAGAUCCAGGAAUCGGUUGAGAAUUUGGGACAUAGUAGUGCCGUCUGCCACAGAUCUACCUCCAACCGGUUCUGUCGGAGGAUCAGCCACGGCAGAAGUGAGCUCUAUCACUUCGGAUUACUCGACCACCUCCUCCAUGACUUUCCUGACGGGGGCGGAGUCGAGCGUGCUCAGUGCGGAUUUGCAGAGCCGGGGCGGAGACGAGGCCGACGACGAGCGCAGCGAGCUGAUCAGCGAGGGACGACACGUGGAGACGGACAGUGAGACGGAGUUUCCUGUUUUUCCCAGAGGCACGACGACUCCUGUUACCCCAUCCGAGAUCGUCCCUAGAAAGUCAGAGUGUACUAACGUUCAAAAACCUUUAAACCGCUACAUCCUGGCUUCGCAAAAGCUGACGGCGUUCAACACGUCCAAGAGGCGGUCCUUGCACCAGAAGACGGACAGCGAAUCGUCGUUAGAAGUCAGAGCCGGGCGAGAGAGCGAGAGGAUGAGCCGGAGCGAACCGAGCCGUCUGUCUCGCGUUCUGGAAGCGGUGAAAAAAGGCCGUUCUGCGGGAAGCAUCAGCUCCGCCUCUUCCUCCUCCCACAGCCAGGCAGAACCAACAAAGCGCCUGAGUAUCACCGAGAGGUUGAAGUCCCAUUUCCGCUCAUCCGCAGACGAUAUGUUUGGCAUCGGAGGGCAGAAAAAUAGCAGAAAGAAAGAGAAAAGAGUCCGUCGGAGACACACUCUGGGUGGGCAGCGGGACUUUGCCGAACUCGCGGUCAUUAACGACUGGCGUGAACAGGGUGGUACCGAGAAGGGGGCGGAGCUUUCAGACGCGGACCGGCUCAAACUUCAAAACUCGAGAGAGAUUUCCAUUCGGGACUGGAUCACCCGCGAGCGUUGGCAUCCUGGGUCUUUGCGGGCUGGUUCACAGGGGUCAAAGGUCGUGACGGGGACUGAUGAAGGUUCGAGUUGUCCUGCUUCUACGCUAAGUCGCCAGUCCAGUCUGGAUCAGUUGAAUGGGGGGGAACCAAAGUGCAAAGGCAAAGCCAGCUUGAACUCGGGCGCCGAUGCUCACCCACAUAAACUUUCCGGGGCUCAAGUUGUGCGCUCGCAGUUCUACCAAUGUUUAUAGAAAAUGUCUGCAUAUGUGUGUGUGUGUGUGUAUGAAACAAAUGAAAGUGAAUGAAUGAAUUAAUGUUCAUAGAGGUACUGCACAAUAUUUUUUAUCCUUUUAAUCCCUUCGCCUCUUUUUAACAAAGUAUAUAUAUAUAAAUAUAAAUAUAUAUAUAUAUAAAUAUAAAUUGUAUAUAUCUAUAUGUGUACAGGCUCAUAAGAGGACUAACUGGAGUUAAAUGUAUCAGAUUUGAAUUGUAAUCUCAAUUUUAUGGAUCAAAGUGGCUAAAUGUUCCCUCUUGUAGUGGAUUCGCCAAGACACGUUUGGGAUCAGACUUUUGCAUCUUUUCGUCAUUUUUUCGCGUCGUUGCUAACGUAGCUAACGAGUAAGAGAAAUCUCUCAUAAAUCCCCACGUAAUAAAGUCAUUAUUUCACAGACUGUGACUCCAAGUGCCUGUACAGAUUUAGCCGUAUUUUACCUUCUAUAAAACGAGCAUAGCUGAAUCGUGUCUGAAUUGAAAUGUUGGUAAAGAGUGCGUUAUAUCCUGUGGAAAAAGAGGUUUUGCACGCUUUUCUUUAGUAUAAAGUCACUCUAGUAAGCGAUAGCCCUUUUCUCCAACUGAAACCAAAAUAAAACUAAUAUAUAGACACGUCUA